UGCAGCAUGUCGCGCUUGACCGAACUGAAGGCUAACAGCUAAUAAACAUCCUUGUAUCAUUUUGGUCCCGUUUAUUGCUGAAAAAAGGCGUAUUUUGUUGAUUCCUUUGGGGUGUUCGAAGAAAUACACUAACCAACACGACUCUCUUGGCGUCGGCAGUUCUUUCAGCGACUGUCAGCCUUGGGGAAGGUCAAAAUUGUGACGUUUUUUUUAGAGAAGUGAACGAGGCGACGGAGACAUUGCAGCCGCAGUUAGCAUUGGGAGCUAGGCGAAAACAAAGAUGAUCGCGUUGAUUAACAGGCUUCUGGACUGGUUCAAGGCGCUUUUCUGGAAGGAAGAGAUGGAGCUGACGCUGGUGGGGCUGCAGUACUCGGGGAAGACCACCUUUGUGAACGUGAUCGCGUCUGGCCAGUUUAGUGAAGACAUGAUCCCCACAGUUGGCUUCAACAUGCGGAAGAUCACCAAAGGAAACGUCACCAUCAAGUUGUGGGAUAUCGGAGGCCAGCCCAGGUUCAGAUCCAUGUGGGAGAGAUACUGCCGAGGAGUCAGCGCCAUUGUAUACAUGGUGGAUGCUGCAGACCCAGAAAAGAUUGAAGCAUCAAAAAAUGAACUCCACAACCUCCUGGACAAACCACAGUUGCAGGGAAUACCAGUGUUGGUUCUGGGGAAUAAGAGGGACUUACCGGGAGCCCUGGAUGAGAAGGAGCUCAUCGAGAGGAUGAACCUGUCUGCGAUCCAGGACAGAGAGAUCUGCUGCUACUCCAUCUCAUGCAAAGAGAAAGACAACAUUGACAUCACCCUGCAGUGGCUGAUCCAACACUCCAGGACCAAGAGGACUUCAUGAGACUCCCUCCUCCCUCCUCUCUAAACGUGCCCUCCAUUAUUAGUGUCAUCCUCCAUCAUGUGCCGUAACUCUUGGCAACCCUAUGAAUUCUAAUGAGCUAAACUUAUUGAUUAAGUAUUCUCCGGCGAUUUGUACUUGUUUUUACUGAAAUGAAAUAGUCCAACUGCUUUUUAACAUUUGAGCAAAAGGAGUUUUAAGUGAUCUAGGCCCCCAAAACCUCCAUGAAUCACUACUGGACAACUGCAGAGGUUAGUUGGGUCUAAAAUUAUUCAGAUCAUGGAAGCUUUUAACACAAGGACAGUAAUAAUGGAGGGCAUUGAACCGUCUCCUCAUUCCUCCUUUCCUCGUCUCCUACCUUCUCUUUUUUUUUUUUCUUUUCUUUUCCUUAAGGUGCACUGUGUAACUUUUCUGGUGGAGGGUCCGUCAUCCACUUGUCUCCAUGGUGAUGCUAUUGCUUCACCGGGAUGUUCCAAACAAAUGUAUUUCUUCAAUUACAGGUGUUUUUAUUUCUCAAAACUACCACAAAAAAAUGUAUUAUUUCUGUGAGCGAGUCCAGUUUUCCACAGAUCUGGCCUGUAACUUGGCCUGGUGAUAGAUCCUGCUCGUCUCCAUGUAGAUUAAAGAUUAAAUGCCAUACAGUAGAGAAAAAAGCAAACAAAUGGAGUUGAACAGGUGGCUGCGAAUAGCCAGGCUGGCACCACCUAGUGUCUCUGCUCAAUUUCAUUUCUCUCCAGCAACUAGGUCAGGAAUUGGAAUACACUAGACGAUUUGCAAAAGUUGGAGUUCAGGCACCAGCCAAUCAGCGAAGAGCCAUACAUUCUGUGUUGGCAACGAUUCCCAAGGUCGAGGAUUUAAAGCCGGCACAAAGAGAAUGUUUGGUGGAUUUUAUCAAGGGGAAAGACGUUAUUGCCCUUCUUCCUACGGGAUUUGGGAAAAAGUUAAUAUACUACUUAGCCCUGUUAGUGGCGCAUUGCAAACGUCACGACCGAAUAGCAGCGAUUGAUUAAAAAAAAUAAAAAAUGUACCCGCCUACCGUCGAGCGAACAAAUCCUAAUGCUGCGAGGUCAGACGGUUUCCACGAAGUGAAACCGGCUGAUGAAUCAAGCUAGGCUGCGAACCCUCUGCUAGAAAAGUUACACAGUGCAGCUUUAACCUUUGUCUCCUGCACUCACUGCUAUAUUUGGCAGAAUUAUCAGUAUUUAGUGAUAUAAACUGAAUUGAAACAGGUCAAAUUUCUUCCCUUUGCAGCAGAUCUUUUCUCUAACAUGGCACUCUUAUUUUUUGCGAUCAGACGUUAGAAAAUGUUCACAACCAAAUUAAAAGUGGUUAUUUCCAUUCCUUCUCUCUGAUUGGCUGUUUACUCAAAGCAGUGUCCGUGCAGAUUUACCCCUCACUUCUCUUACCUCUUCUCAUGGAUGUCUCCUUUUUAUUGCACUGUUUUGUUUUUGUAAAAUAUUAAUGAUCAAAUCCUAAUAAUGUUAAUAAGAAGAAUACAAAAACAGUGUCCAGGCUUCAUCCUGAUUGACACAGCGCCCCCUACAGUGCAGAUCUGUUGAACUGCAGGGGGCACUGUUUGAAGAGAUGUAGCUUUGUUUUAAUAUUUUUUUGUUGGUUAAGAAACUCAUUUUUCUAUGAUUUGUAAUUUUUGUACAUUCUGUUUAUUUUCUUUUUUGUUUUUCGCGAAGUUGGCGCUCGUCCUUCUCAACUUCCAUCUCUUUCGGCCUGUUGCUCGUGAUCUGUUUAUUCUUCCUUCCUCUGUCUGAUCUCAGUUUUAUUCAAGUGCACAAUAAUGAGACUGGUGAUAAUAAUAGAAGGUGGGAAGGACGCGCUCUGAUUAAAGUGUUUUUAUUUAAAUAUUUUGCUUUGUGUCAAAAAAUAAAACUGAACUGGAUUAAAAUGUAAA
Messenger RNA from Boleophthalmus pectinirostris (great blue-spotted mudskipper), 2747 nucleotides. Its product is annotated as ADP-ribosylation factor-like protein 8A. Gene Ontology annotation, molecular function: GTPase activity; GTP binding. Gene Ontology annotation, cellular component: lysosomal membrane. Lineage: Eukaryota; Metazoa; Chordata; Actinopteri; Gobiiformes; Gobiidae. Gene Ontology annotation, biological process: anterograde axonal transport; protein transport. The coding region runs from base 281 to 844 and encodes 187 amino acids. The transcript has 7 exons. The record is from RefSeq and is a predicted model, not a curated record.